Molecule: messenger RNA, 759 nt
Organism: Acanthosepion pharaonis
Lineage: Eukaryota; Metazoa; Mollusca; Cephalopoda; Sepiida; Sepiidae
Source: the annotation of a GenBank genome assembly
AUGGUUUCUUUCUUUUUUUCGUUUUUUUUUUCAUUUGUUCUUUCUUUCUUUAUUUCUUUCAUUCAUUGUUUAUGUUCUUUUUUCUCUCUUUAUUCAUUUAUCCAUUUCUUUCUUUCUUUCUUUUUUCUUUCUUUUUCUUUCUUUCUUUCUUUCUUUUUUUUCUUUCUUUCUUUGUCCAUCUUCCUUUUUCUGUCUUUCUUCACUUUUCAAUUUUUUCUUUCUUUCUUAUUUCUAUCUUUCUUUCUUUGCCCAUUUUCUUUUUUAUAUCUUUACUCUUUUUUCCAAUGUUUUCUUUCUUUGUUUUCUUUCUUUUUUCUUUCUUCCUUUAAAUUGGUUCUUUCUUUCUUUCUACAUGUUCUUUUAUCUCUUUCUACUUUUUUCAACUUUUCCUUUUUCUUUCUUUCUUUCUUUCUUUCUUUCUUUCUGUCUUUUUCUUGGUUCUUUCUUUCUUUUUUCUUUCUUUCUACAUGUUCAUUUAUAUCUUUCUUCUUUUUUCCAACUUUUCCUUUUUCUUUCUUUCUGUCUUUCUUUCUUUCUUUUUUUCUUUCUUUCUUUUUCUUGGUUCUUUCUUUCUUUCUUUUUUCUUUCUUUCUACAUGUUCAUUUAUCUCUUUCUUCUUUUUUUCCAAUUUUCCUUUUUCUUUCUUUCUUUCUUAGUCUUUGUCUUUGUUUUUCUAUUUCUCUCUUGCUUUUGUUCUUUCAUAAUUCAAUAACGUUUCCUCGCUUAAUUCUGUUCUUGCAUUUUCUCUCUAUUCUUUAA